Messenger RNA from Dothidotthia symphoricarpi CBS 119687, 920 nucleotides. RefSeq lists its product as uncharacterized. Lineage: Eukaryota; Fungi; Ascomycota; Dothideomycetes; Pleosporales; Dothidotthiaceae. The record is from RefSeq and is a predicted model, not a curated record. Bases 99 to 611 code for a protein of 170 amino acids. The transcript has 6 exons.
AUCUGUUGCACUCCAUUCUUCACCACUACACACGAAACCACUCGUACCUCUCUACUUUCACACUUUCCUCACAAACUUCACCUACAACACACCACAUCAUGUCUGUUCAGGAUAGAGCCCAGGCCCAGCUUUCGCAGCUCGACAAGGAGCUGUCCAAGUACCCCGCCCUCAACAACUUGGAGAAGCAGACCUCAGUCCCCAAGGUCUACGGCGUUCUUGGUCUCGCUGGCCUUUACUUCUUCCUCAUCUUCUUCAACAUUGGUGGAGAGUUUCUCGUCAACUUUGCUGGUUUCAUCAUUCCCGGCUUCUACUCCAUGCAAGCUUUGUUCAGUGCGAGCAAGGUCGAUGACACUCAGUGGCUCACGUACUGGGUGACUUUCGCUUUCCUGACCGUUUUUGAGAGCGCCAUCAACGCUGUCUACUGGUUCCCCUUUUACUACACUUUCAAGUUCGUCCUCAUCCUGUGGAUGGCUCUUCCCCAGACUGGCGGCGCUCAGAUCAUCUUCCGCUCGUUCAUCCAGCCCGUCUUCUCGCGCUACUUCUCCACAUCUGGCUCCACUGCUGCCGACCUCCGCUCUAGGGUUGACUCGGCUAGCGGCAAGUCUUUGUAGAGCAGCUGUCCCGACAGCAUGUUUCUGACAGCCGCAUGAUCAGGCCAGGAUACGGUGUUCCGCGAAGAUGAAAAUGAAGAGAAUACCGAGGAACUGUCUUCUGCACAGCAGAAGAUCGAUCCAAUACGGCGUGCGGCUGUUGUAGCUUGGAAUCGCUAUCUGAACGAGAAUACACGGCCGAAAGUAUCUGUCCGUGCGAAGGAUGUUGGUAAAACGCGCAAGAUAUCCCUACGAAUGACAGUCAAACAUCCCCAAGUAUAAUAGUGUUGGGAAGCAAUCCCUUGGGUAUUGGGUUUGUAUAUUGAGCGG